Messenger RNA from Nyctereutes procyonoides (raccoon dog), 2381 nucleotides. RefSeq names its product microtubule associated protein 9 (gene MAP9). Gene Ontology annotation, biological process: regulation of mitotic cytokinesis; mitotic cytokinesis; mitotic spindle assembly. The record is from RefSeq and is a predicted model, not a curated record. NCBI's taxonomy places the organism in Eukaryota, Metazoa, Chordata, Mammalia, Carnivora, Canidae. Gene Ontology annotation, cellular component: astral microtubule. The transcript is spliced from 14 exons. Gene Ontology annotation, molecular function: microtubule binding. The coding region runs from base 233 to 2245 and encodes 670 amino acids.
CGCUGUUGCCCGGCAACCGCCUCCCGAGUCCGCUCUUCGUCCGUCCCCUGCGCUCAGCCCCGGUCGGUCUCCGUCCUCGGGCAGCCCCGGGCCGCGGCGAGAGGCUCCUGCCCAGGCCGCGCCCGCCCCAGGGCCGGCUGCGACUGCGGCUGCGAUCCGGUCAGAGUUUGAAUCUCUUAGCUGUUUUAUAAAGCUAAAAAGUAAGAAGCAAAACAAAAACCGAAAAGACACUAUGUCUGAUGAAGUUUUUAGCACAAUUUUAGCUUAUACAAAGAGUCCAAAAGUCACCAAAAGGACUACUUUCCAGGAUGAGCUAAUAAAAGCAAUUACAGCUCGCUCAGCCAGGCAAAGGAGUUCUGAAUACUCAGAUGACUUUGACAGUGAUGAAAUUGUUUCCUUAGGUGAUUUUUCGGACACCUCAGUAGAUGAAAAUUCAAAUAAGAAAAAAAUGAAUGAUUUCCAUAUAUCAGAUGAUGACGAAAAUAAUUCUCCAAAACUGUCUUUUAUGAAAACCAAGAAAUCAAACAGUGACAUAAUGAAAGAUGAGCCAGUAUUCUCCACCAAAAACGAUGAGGAAAUGGCACCUGACGGUUGUGGAAACAUGGUUGGAACUCCUUUAUCUGAAUCUCAAAAUAAUGACCAAGAAAUUGAAAAAGACAAAAUUAGGAUGAAACCUAAGCCCAGAAUUCUUCCUGUCAAAAGCAUGUCUUCAGAAAACAACAGCAGCCCUGAAGCCAACAACCAUAUUAAGCCUUCACCUCGGCCACGGAGCAUGUUGAAAAAACACAGCCACGGGGAGGAGAAAGAUGGGCUAGGAGAAGGUGAAAGCCCUGCCCUCCGUGAGGAAUUGGAAGCACGUUCCGCUCCUUCUCCCCUUCCAAAGCUAAACAACAGACAACUGGAAGCUGAGAAAAAAUUGGCCUCCGAAAACCUAGAUCCUAAGGAUCCAUGGUUAACAAGUCUAUCAUCAUCAUCCCUUAAAGAAAAUCUUGGAGAUUCCUUUUCACCAGAAUCUGGGGGAAAAGCAUCCGUAGAAGAUCAGAAUGAAGAACUCACUGAAAACCACAAUUCCUUGAAAUCAAAUGAAAAUGAAGAGAAUUCAUUUUUGAUAGACUUUGUUACUACGCCAAUCGAGAAAUCCCAGGAAAGUCAAGUGAUUACUGAUGACCUUGAAGAAGAAAAGGAGAAAGCUGAACUGAUUAUGAAUGACUUAACAGUUGACCCACUAUGUAAAUCUCAGAGUAUCUUAAUAUCUACUGACACAACUGAGUCUUCAAAGAAAACAAUUGAAGAUAGAAAUAUGAAGAAUAAAAAGUCAACAAAUAAUAGAGUGUCCAGUGCCUCUGGCAGAUUAAUGACCCCUGAGUUUUUAAAGAAAUCUAGUUCUGUACGGAGACCUCCAUCGACAACUACCUCUCCUCACUACUUAGGGACUUUGAAAGUCCUGGACCAAAAGCCCUCACAGAAACAGAACAUAGAACCUGAAAGAGCAGAUAGCAUAAGGGCGGCUGUUUAUCAGGAGUGGCUAGAAAAGAAAAAUGUGUAUUUACAUGAAAUGCACAGAAUUAAAACGAUUGAAAGUGAGAACUUAAGGAUCCAAAAUGAACAGAAAAGAGCUGCUAAGAGAGAAGAAGCAUUAGCAUCCUUUGAGGCCUGGAAGGCUAUGAAAGAAAAGGAAGCAAAGAAAAUAGCUGCCCAAAGAAGGCUUGAGGAAAAAAACAAGAAGAAAACAGAGGAAGAAAAUGCUGCCAGAAAGGGGGAGGCGCUGCAGGCCUUUGAACAAUGGAAAGAGAAAAAGAUGGAAUAUCUUAGAGAGAAAAAUAAAAAGGAGAGAGAAUAUGAAAGAGCAAAGAAGCAGAAAGAGGAGGAAACAAUUGCUGAGAAAAGGAAAGAUAACCUAACAGCCGUUGAGAAAUGGAAUGAAAGGAAGGAUGCUUUCUUCAAAGAAAACGAGAAAGUGAAAAUAAAUGAGAAGAGAAGAGAACUGAAAAGAGCAGAGAAAAAAGAUAAAGAUAAGCAAGCUCUUGAUGAGUAUGGAAAAUGCCUGGAAAAGAAAGAAAGGCAGGAAAGAAUUGAACGAAAACAAAAGAAGCGUCAUUCCUUUCUUGAAAAUGAGGCACUUCCUCCUUGGAGCCCUCCAAGCAGAACUGUGUUCUCAAGUGUUUUGAUAAUUCUCAUUUUUACACUACUUAGUUAUUUAUCAAUUCACCAUGUAGUCACUAUUUAUUCAAUUAGUUAUAGUUAAAAGACUCUAUUUUAAUUAAAUGCCAGCUGUUUCCACUGACAAUGGAAAAGAUUAUUUGGGGUUUAAUCGGUGAAAUAAUUGCAAGCAUUUUUUGAACUGAAGGUAAAAACUGCCUCAAAUGAGAAGCUAAUAAUCA